AUGUCCGCCGAACAAGCUGCAUUCACCUUCUUGCCUUUGGGCGCCAUCAUCCAAGAGUUCCGUGUCGGUGGCAAGAACAUCGUUUUGGGUUUCCCCACGCAGGAGGAUUAUGUCAAGCACAACUCCCCGCACUAUGGUGCCACCAUCGGCCGCGUUGCAAACCGCAUCAAGGAUGGCCUGAUUCAGGACUUGAAUGGCCAGAAGAUCCAAUUGACGCAGAACAACGGCCCCAAUUCCCUGCAUGGUGGUGAGAAAGGCUGGGGUAAGCGCGUCUUUGACGGUCCACACACCGUUCAGCGCAAUGGCCACGACGCCUUGCUGUUCAAGUACCUCUGCAAAGAUGGUGAGGAGGGGUACCCCGGUACUGUCGAGGUGCGCGUGUGGUACACCGCCAGCAAGGAGGGUGACGCCAAGACCGUCCUGACGGCCGAGUACGAGGUGGAAUUCGUUGGUAAUGAGUGCGAGGAGACUGUAGUCAACCUCACCAACCACAGUUACUUCAACAUCGGCGAUGGACCUGAUAUCUCAGGCACCACCGCUCAACUCGCUACAGGCGACUAUCUGCCCCUCGAUAGCACGGGUAUCCCUUCAGGUGGGAUCGCCAAGUUCCCCCGCGAUGUGACAACCCCGUUCACGCUCGCCGCAACGGGCGCACACAUCGACGACGUCUUUGUGCUGGAGUCCGAUCCCAGCAAGAUCCCGCUCGACACUCGUGGCUUACCGCUACGCCGCCUGGCACAGUUCAGCAACGCAAGCACGGGCCUACAUCUCGAGGUGCACAGCACUGAGCCUGCAUUCCAGUUCUACACUGGCAAGUACGUCGAUGUGCCGUCGAUCAAUGGUGCACCGGCACACCAUGAGGGAGCUGGAUUCUGUGUGGAACCUAGCCGGUUCGUGAAUGCGAUCAACGAGCCUGAGUGGCGGUCUAUGGUUCUUCUGAAGAAGGGUCAGUUUUUUGGCUGCAAGACUGUUUACAAGGCAUGGAAGGCUUGAUCCCAAU
Molecule: messenger RNA, 1000 nt
Organism: Penicillium hordei
Lineage: Eukaryota; Fungi; Ascomycota; Eurotiomycetes; Eurotiales; Aspergillaceae
Product: aldose epimerase family protein
Exons: 2
Coding region: 1-993 (330 amino acids)
Biological process (GO): glucose metabolic process; beta-D-galactose catabolic process via UDP-galactose, Leloir pathway
Molecular function (GO): aldose 1-epimerase activity; carbohydrate binding
Source: RefSeq, a predicted model, not a curated record